UUUAAAAACCUGUCAUUCGUCAAUUUCAAUGUACUUUUUCUUUUCUUUACCAGUGCUAAUGAAACUUAUUUAGAACAAGAAAAAUAAUAAGCUUGAGUUGAAACAGUCAGAUUUUAUUGUAACAACUCUUGCACCAUCAACAUCAAUCAAGUAAAGGCCUUACUUUAUUGGGGAGAAAGAAUCAUGAGCUGCUUUGGAUGUUGUGCAGAAGAUAAUAUUCAUAAAAUUUCUGAAAAUGGACCAUUUGCACCAAAUAACUCAGCAAGUAAUACUGGAGGUUAUCAUGUAAAAGAAGCUGUACCAAAGGAAACACAGGCAGUAAAGAUUCAACCUAUAGCUGUCCCAGCAAUUCCAAUAGAUGAACUCAAGGAUAAAACAGAUAAUUUUAGUACAGACUCAUUAAUUGGGGAGGGCUCAUACGGAAGAGUGUAUUUUGGUGUUCUGAGAAGUGGGCAGUCUGCAGCUAUCAAGAAGUUAGAUUCUAGUAAGCAACCAGACCAAGAAUUUCUAGCACAGGUUUCCAUGGUGUCAAGACUUAAACAAGAAAAUGUUGUUGAGCUUGUUGGUUAUUGCAUUGAUGGCCCUCUCCGUGUCCUUGUCUAUGAGCAUGCUUCUAAAGGAUCUCUUCAUGACAUUCUUCAUGGAAAGAAAGGAGUAAAAGGAGCAGAGCCAGGUCCCGUUUUGUCAUGGGCACAAAGAGUUAAAAUUGCUGUUGGGGCAGCAAGAGGACUUGAAUAUUUACAUGAAAAGGCAGAGCCCCGUAUCGUCCAUCGUAAUAUCAAGUCAAGCAAUGUGUUACUUUUUGACGAUGAUGUUGCUAAGAUUUCUGAUUUCGAUUUGUCAAAUCAAGCACCCGAUAUGGCAGCACGUCUGCAUUCCACACGUGUUCUUGGGACCUUUGGUUACCAUGCUCCAGAAUAUGCAAUGACAGGACAGAUGAGUGCAAAGAGUGAUGUUUAUAGCUUUGGUGUAGUCCUGCUGGAACUCUUAACUGGGCGGAAGCCUGUUGAUCAUACUCUGCCACGUGGACAGCAGAGCCUUGUGACAUGGGCAACUCCAAAACUCAGUGAAGAUAAGGUGAAGCAAUGCGUUGAUGCUAAGUUAAAUGGAGAGUAUCCUCCUAAGGCAGUUGCAAAGAUGGCUGCAGUUGCUGCUUUGUGUUUGCAAUAUGAAGCUGAUUUUAGGCCAAAUAUGAGUAUCGUUGUCAAAGCUCUCCAGCCUCUGCUCAACACUCGUUCUGGUCCUCCCCAGUGAAACAUCACAGAUGUGAAUCAAUCCCAAAACUAUUUUAUUCAUAUAAUUGAGAUUUGUUUUGUAAAUGGAUGCUUUACAUAAUAGUCGGUGUAAUUUUGAUAUCUUUGUUCAAGAGUCUCAAGUUUGCUGGAAUUUCUUUGUAUUUAACAAUGAAUUUUUUUCCAUAACCUCAAUUAUGCAAGUAGUAGGACAGUUCUUUUCCCCUGA
Messenger RNA from Mangifera indica (mango), 1461 nucleotides. RefSeq names its product pto-interacting protein 1. Lineage: Eukaryota; Viridiplantae; Streptophyta; Magnoliopsida; Sapindales; Anacardiaceae. Gene Ontology annotation, biological process: protein phosphorylation. Gene Ontology annotation, molecular function: protein kinase activity; ATP binding. The record is from RefSeq and is a predicted model, not a curated record. The transcript has 8 exons. Bases 184 to 1254 code for a protein of 356 amino acids.